UGGCCAUCCCGUCACCAUCCCAUCAACCACUCAGUGACAUUCAUGUUUUGGAAUGUUUCCAACUCGACGUGACUUUAGCCGACGGCGGCUGACGGGCGAGAUUUCCGCCAAAAUACCUACAAGCUACAACAGCAUCGGUUGGCCGGGUUUCUUCUCCCUGUUGCCUCACCGCAUCCUGGCCCGAUUUCGCAAACGAAACUCUCGUUAACCCAAAAACUACUCGCUAGGUGGCGCUUGUGGUUUCCGCCAUUCGUCACUUGUCUCGGUUCGCUGAAGCUAGUCAUGGGCCUGCUUAGAGCUCUGCUGAUGAGCAAACUCGGCCAAUACCACCAACAAGGCAGAGCAGAGCACUUGCAUACCGUUCGGCUGUCUGCUGCAUAGCUCGAGGUUGUCGGCACCUUUCUGACCAUACGCAUCGCAUCGUGAGAAAGUCAUGGCUGUCCUGGGGAUCACACGGAAUGGAUGAAUGCACAUCGUCAUCACCGAUCGUCACCUCGUUGUUCCCCCAUACGCCCACAUCGCUGCUUACCUCAGGUUGGUACCAUCACCUCAGAUGCAUAACCGCCCUGUUUGGGAAACAAACACAGUUUUUUGCUUUUUGUUCAACAAGCGCCCGGCGAACCAGACGAGAAGACAAGUCCAGCAGACCUAGACUGCUAGCCCGCCAUCCGACCCAACACAGCCGCUUUGCAGUGCUCGUUACCCCUGUGCCGCCGACUAUACAGUGUACCAGCAAGUGACUUGUCUCUUUCAUGUCUCUCGUUUUGCUUAGGUCGCCGACCCCCAAACCAUCGAGGAUUAUAGGUAGCAAACGCCCACCUAUUGUCUACCCCCCUCGGCUCACCAGUACCUAUCAACCACCAAACUCUCGCACUCUGCCACACACCGACGCCAACGAAGUCAGGCUCGAAGCAUGCUGGCUCGCUCGACAGACGCCCUCACCGCUCUCCACGCCCCCAAUCACACGAUCGACGCACAAACACACAGACACCACCACACCGCACCGGAUGCCUAUUCCCUUGGCCGCCUGUUUAUUGGCCAAGCUGACAUCCGCCCAAAAGCCUCAAAUCACGACGCUAAUAGCCUGUCUUGCUUUUUUGGGCGCCUCCGACUCCCGUCUCCCCUAUUCGCGGUCAAAUGUCUCGCCUGCGUCCGUCCCUUUUUAAGCUUCUGUCGCCCUUUCCUGAGCGGCAAUCCGAUACCAGGCGGAGGACGGACCUCAUAUUCCACAGACCCUGCUCAUUGAAGGCUGAAGGCUUACCAAAAUAGGACUUACGUACCAUCACCUUUUCCCUAUAACCAACAACCUAUCCUCUCCCAUAAAUCCUGGCCAUCUGACGAGAAAAAGCACAUUUGCAUCUCCCAGCCAUAUCAGUAGUCAACUUUCAUCCUGGUCCAUCCACGACUGGAAGCUUCCCUCGCAAGAUCGUGGCUCGGGUAAUCGCCGUAACCAAAGUUAUACCUGUUUUCGGUCAUCGAGGCAAACAAAGCACCACGGAAACAAAGUUUCGCCCACUGAUCUACGAAUAUCCGACUCUUGAAAAGGCUGGCCGAUCACAAGCGGGGGAUCUACGGAAAUCGAAGCGAGCGUUACACAUUGCAGGGAAGCUGAAUGACGGGCCAAGAAACGAGCACAUCGCAGAAACCCGCAGUUGGACAAGGACAAAAAUCGAGGGGUAUACAAGCAGAUUCGCAGCUUCAUCGCCGACUUUUUCAACGCCAACAUCAAGCACGAGGGUUGUCUAAGUGGUCAAGAUCAUAUCAUCAUGAGGAAUCCGAAGCCUCCCACGUAAAACGAAUCAUCCCGCCGACUCCCAGGUUACGUCCGGUGUCCAGGAAACCACAGCCGUCAUGGCACCGUGGCCCCGCGCACUGGACAACAUUGGUGCAUCACAAUCACCAGCUGCGUCGCCGCCCGAAGUUAUUAGCAGCCGUAUAGAUACGGCUUAUACCCGCAUUCCCGAUGGGUUGACCGAUCACCAGUGGACGAUUAUUCAAUCCACGUCACUUGCUGCCGCUGCAUUGAGUUUUGCGUCUGUAACCUUCGCCUUUUACUGGUUUUCUCGGAGGAGGCGAAGCUUCAGACAUGAUCUCAUUAUGCUGCUCAUGUCGAGUGACAUGCUGAAAUCGCUGUGGUUUAUCAUAUUCCCGAUCGUCGACUUCAAGAGUGGUCCAGUUGCCUCGAGCUCGUCAUUCUGCCAAGCCAGCGGCUUCUUCCUUGCAGUCGGCAUAGAGGCAUCGGACAUUGCUGUUGUGCUCAUCGCUUUGCAUACGGCCAUUUACAUCUUCAGACCGCGGCAUUCCGGGCGACAGAGUGGAUUGUACCCCCACCGUCGUCUUGCCUUCGGCGCUUUUGCAUUCUUUCCACUUUUGAUGGCUUCAUUGGCGUUUAUCAACUGGCCCGGCUACGUCAACAACGGGGAGUACUGUUACCUACCCGCCCGCCCCGAAUGGGCAAGACUCGCCCUGAGCUGGGUUCCCCGCUACAUGAUCUUGCUCACUAUUGUUGCGCUUUACGCCUAUAUCUAUAUCUAUGUCACUCUUCGCAUGCGGCGUUUCGGUCGACUCAGUGCCAUGCGACGUGCGAGUGCAACUCAUAUGCUGGACGACGGGCAGUGGGCCCAUAUUCCAUCGGUGCCAGCCACCCCAACAUCACGGCGCGGGUCGGAAACCUCGAUGGAAGACUCGGAUCAGCAACGUACCUCUUCCACAAACACUACUAUGACCGCCGAGAUUGAGCUUCUUCACAGCCGGCAGAAGAUUCAAUGGAACUGGCCGAGCUAUGGAAACGAGAACGAUGGCCGCAUCCCGGAACCCAAUGACAAUGUCUCUCCCCGUGCAUUCGAGGCCAGCACAAGUCCGCUUUCCACCAACUUUGAACCAAUUUCACCUCCUCCGCAGAGCUACAUACGCCGCGAUACGGUCGACUUGAACCCGCCCCAGAUACAUUAUGAUCACGGGAGCUUCAGUACCCAGUGGCAACCACCCAGCAGCCCAACAAGCGCUCGAGCCAAGUCGCUCGCCAACAUCUGGUCAAUCCUCCGUCGAGGCACCUCCCUCGACUCUGACACAGACCACAACAAUACUCCCUUUCUUUACCAUCCUACUAUUGACGGCACAGGGAUGGCAAAGACCCGCGAUAAGAUUCGUCGCCAACUAAGACUACUUUUUGUUUACCCACUUGUAUACAUACUCAUUUGGGCUGUUCCUUUUGUCGCCCACGUCAUGCGCUGGGACAACCCAGAGCAAGCCGGCCCCUUCGUGGUUGUGCUUUUAUCACUUGUGAGCCUGUCAAUACAGGGUCUUGUUAACGCAUGUCUAUUUUGUGCCGUAGAGAAGCCGUGGAUUGACACGCAAGCCAGACAUCGGAGGACGCCGUCAAAAUUACGGCGGGAUAAAGACGAAGCCCGGCAACGGGCAGGAAGGAGAACAUCAUUAGCGUAGUCAUUUUUCGCCUUGAUACCACAUGAAUUGAAUGAACAAAUAUCAUUACCACACUAC
Messenger RNA from Colletotrichum scovillei, 3501 nucleotides. RefSeq lists its product as uncharacterized. Bases 1852 to 3444 code for a protein of 530 amino acids. Gene Ontology annotation, cellular component: plasma membrane. Lineage: Eukaryota; Fungi; Ascomycota; Sordariomycetes; Glomerellales; Glomerellaceae. Gene Ontology annotation, biological process: adenylate cyclase-activating G protein-coupled receptor signaling pathway. Gene Ontology annotation, molecular function: G protein-coupled receptor activity. The transcript has 2 exons. The record is from RefSeq and is a predicted model, not a curated record.